GUUGCCGACAUUCUGAUUGGCUGUUGAAAAAAGCGGCCUGGCCCGUCUCAAAUUCGCUCAACACUCACCAUGUCGUUAGCCCGUCAGCAACUCAUUCGCCCUCUUUCUAGAUCGCCUCUUCUCUCAUUUUCAACAUUCCGUUCUACUCUAAUUACUCAAAGAUAUAUCUCGACCUCCAAGUUCGCUCAGGCGGAACACCAUGACCAUGACCACCAACUUCAUAGCGAUAUGAAGCUGCUUCACAAGGGGUCACAGAAGCCUUUGUAUGCUAACCACGACAAAGAUAUAGAAAGAUACAAACGAGGAGCAACGGCAGUUGACAAGGCCGUACAUCUUUUCUUCAUUACAGAGAUAAUGCGAGGAAUGUGGAUUGUCAUAGAGAACUUCUUCAGGGAACCAUAUACUAUUAUGUAUCCUUUUGAAAAGGGCCCGUUGUCACCCCGUUUCCGAGGAGAACAUGCACUGCGCCGAUAUCCAAGCGGUGAAGAACGCUGUAUAGCUUGCAAACUUUGUGAAGCCAUCUGCCCUGCUCAAGCAAUUACCAUUGAGAGCGAAGCUCGUAUGGACGGAUCGAGACGUACCACUAGAUAUGAUAUCGACAUGACGAAAUGCAUAUACUGUGGCUUCUGUCAAGAGGCUUGCCCAGUUGACGCUAUUGUGGAAACUCAAAACCAAGAAUUCUCGACCGAAACUCGCGAGGAACUGAUGUACAACAAGGAGAAGCUUUUGGCAAAUGGUGACAGAGCUGAAGCAGAGAUUGCCGCCAACUUGCAUUCUGACCACGUCUACCGGUGAAAGAGAAGAGAAGGAAGAGCUGUUAAACGUAAUUUCAUUCAUGUUCUGUAAUCUUUUAUGGAUUCACAUAACAUUACGCCCUAA
Messenger RNA from Marasmius oreades (fairy-ring Marasmius), 879 nucleotides. RefSeq lists its product as uncharacterized. NCBI's taxonomy places the organism in Eukaryota, Fungi, Basidiomycota, Agaricomycetes, Agaricales, Marasmiaceae. Gene Ontology annotation, molecular function: 4 iron, 4 sulfur cluster binding; NADH dehydrogenase activity. The record is from RefSeq and is a predicted model, not a curated record. Bases 70 to 795 code for a protein of 241 amino acids. Gene Ontology annotation, cellular component: membrane. The transcript is spliced from 6 exons. Gene Ontology annotation, biological process: mitochondrial electron transport, NADH to ubiquinone; mitochondrial respiratory chain complex I assembly.